CCGGGGCCCGCCCCCCGAGGCCGCCGGUUACUCCCACCAGCUGCUGCUGCUGCUGCUGCAGUGAGCGCCGCCCCGCGCCCCGCCAUUGUCCCCGCCGCUCGGCCGGGCCGCGGGGGGCGCGCAUGGGUGGGCGCCGCUGAUGCCGCCGCCGCCGCCGCGCCGCCCUCCGAGGCUGCGUCCCGCCCGGCCCGACCCCGCGCGCUCCCCGGACUGGAGCGCGCCCCCAUGGAGGCGCCCGGGCUGGCCAAGGCGGCCAAGGCGGCCGCGACCGAGCCCGAGGCCCCGGGGGGCCGAGCCGACGCCCCCGACGGCGCGCCCGCGCUCUGCCCGAGCCCCGAGGCGCCCUCGCCGGAGCCGCCCGCCUACCGCCUGCAGGACUUCGACACGCUGGCCACCGUGGGCACGGGGACGUUCGGGCGCGUGCAGCUGGUCAAGGAGAAGACGGCCAAGCACUUCUUCGCCCUGAAGGUGAUGAGCAUACCGGACGUCAUCCGGCUGAAGCAAGAGCAGCAUGUGCACAAUGAGAAGUCGGUGCUCAAGGAAGUCAGCCACCCGUUUCUGGUCAAGCUGUUCUGGACGUGUCACGACGAGCGCUUCCUCUACAUGCUCAUGGAGUUCGUGCCCGGCGGCGAGCUCUUCAGCUACCUGCGCAACCGAGGCCGCUUCUCCGGCAGCACCGGGCUCUUCUACUCAGCGGAGAUCGUCUGCGCCAUCGAGUACCUGCACUCCAAGGAGAUCGUCUACAGGGACCUGAAGCCGGAAAACAUUCUGCUGGACCGCGACGGCCACAUCAAGCUCACCGACUUCGGGUUUGCCAAGAAACUGGUCGACAAGACGUGGACCCUGUGUGGCACGCCCGAGUACCUGGCCCCUGAAGUCAUCCAGAGCAAGGGCCACGGAAGAGCCGUGGACUGGUGGGCGCUUGGGAUCCUGAUAUUUGAGAUGCACUCGGGGUUUCCUCCGUUUUUUGAUGACAACCCAUUUGGCAUUUAUCAAAAAAUUCUUGCAGGCAAAAUAGACUUCCCCAGACAUUUGGAUUUCAGUGUCAAAGACCUCAUUAAGAAAUUGCUUGUCGUUGACAGAACGAGACGGCUCGGAAACAUGAAGAACGGGGCAGAGGACGUGAAAAGACACCGCUGGUUCCGGACUGUGGACUGGGAGGCCGUCCCGCAGAGGAAGCUGAAGCCGCCCAUCGUGCCCAAGCUGUGCGGCGAGGGCGAUACCUCCAACUUCGAGGCGUAUCCCGACAAUGAUUGGAACACGGCCCCAGCCGUGUCACCCAAGGACUUGGAAGUCUUCAAGAAUUUCUGAGGACGCGAAUCCACACGUGGAAGAAACAGGAUGAUUCAAACCUGCCGGGGACAAAGAUUGCUGCACAUUAGCCCGGAAGAAGGGUCAUCUCCACGUGAUAAGGACAUUUACAUGUUCUAUACAUCUGGAUGUACAUAAAGAGACUGCAGACCCGCAGAAAGUCAAGGACUUGGCCUUAUUUAAGCAACUGGAAAUCUACUGCACAGUAGGACAUUUUGGGAAAUUGUUGGGUUGUAGAUUUUAUCUUCUCUCUCAGUGCGAUGAACCUACUGUGAUAUCUCCGUUUUCCUCAUAGGCUUCACUUUAUGAGUGUGAACGGAACAUGUCCAGCUAUAACCACAGAUGGCGUGUGUGUGCGUGUAUCAAGAGACAGUAUGAGUGGAGCACAGAAAUCGUGCGUUGAUAUAAAUGUUCAUACUUGGCAGAGCCGGUGACUUUUAUUUUUCAAAUUGCUCUUUGGAGAAUCUGUUUCCUUGGGGACAAAAGCUAAGACAGAUACGGUGUGUGUAUUUUGUAUCAUCUUCUAUGCAUUUUCUAGUUUGUGAAGAAAAUACGUGGUGGGUCCAUGUCCCUUGUCUUCAGUGCGUCAUAUCUGGUGACGUUAGGUCUUGAAGCCAAGAAGGGCAGAGAGGAAGAGACCAGUUUGCAUUUGAGUCUGAGAAUCGCCACUGGCCAUUAACGUUGGGCCAGGAUUGGAAUGCAGUCCAGAUACGUAGGGCGUCAGCUCUAGAAAUUCUAUACUCUGUGUGGGGGGGGUGGGGGGGGUAAUGGGUGGCUCCCGUUGGGCUCUCGCUCGAACAAAACGCAAAAACCCAACAAACGACUUUCCAUGACCUUCAUGCAAACGUGGUCUUUUAACUUCCGUUUGGGGAAAAGUAAGACACAAAUGAGCUCAAGGAGGUAAGCACUCGCGUAGCAAACCUCAGCCUCUCCCGUUCCUGUCCACCGAGUGUUGGGUGCGUCCAGCACACUCUGGUCUCCUACGUAGGGCGGCUCAGGCAGACUUCCCUGUGGCCGAGAUUUUGCCUUUUCCUCUUUGCACCUGAUGGUGAAGAUGCCCGGAAGCUCGCUCUUUCCAAAGGUUUCCCCUUGGGACUGACUGAGUGAAAGGGAGAGGCGGAGGGUCCGCACUGAGCGCGUUGCUAGAUGCUGGCUUUCCCAGGACAACGGGAUGCACUAAGACGUCCUCAGGGUCCAUGCUCUCCGUGAUCCAUUAGCUUCUGCCCUGUGCUUCUGAUUCCUGAUUCUGAACUUUGCUGGACCAGCCGCAAGGGCUUGCCCGUUCUGCACUUGCCGUGAGUCCUCUAGAAACACAGAGCUACUCACCUCUGUCGUGGGGCUGCUCGCAGGGCUCAACCACGACCUUCUGCUGCAGGGAUGUCUGUGUUCUUAACUAGUAGGAGCCAGAGUGUAGGGUGGCUACAGGAAGGCUCCCCUCCCCCCCCAGACCUCCAAGACCCCUCCAUGCCCUUCCUUUCUUCCCAUGCUUGGCCUGGAAACAUCCGCCUCCUUGGGCAGCCAUAAACACCGUUUUCCAGCACCGUGCUUGGGAAAGCCUUUUCUGUGCAUGGGACCACUCUUCUAAUUUUUUUUUUAUGUUUAUUUAUUUGAGAGAGAGAGAGACAAAG
Messenger RNA from Hyaena hyaena (striped hyena), 2939 nucleotides. RefSeq names its product protein kinase X-linked (gene PRKX). The record is from RefSeq and is a predicted model, not a curated record. Gene Ontology annotation, biological process: protein phosphorylation. The transcript has 9 exons. The coding region runs from base 226 to 1311 and encodes 361 amino acids. Gene Ontology annotation, molecular function: ATP binding; protein serine/threonine kinase activity. NCBI's taxonomy places the organism in Eukaryota, Metazoa, Chordata, Mammalia, Carnivora, Hyaenidae.